CACACGUUAUAAAGCUUUUUCUCCAUUCUCUCUGGUUCUCACUUCCUCUUCUUCCCUCUACAGCCCGGCCGCACUGACUCUUUAUCGCCCUCCGCGGCUCCGCCACCUCCUCCGCCGGGUCAAUUCAAAGGUCGUCAAUUUUGGUUCAAGUUUCCCUCGUUUCAGAAAGCUGAAGGGAACCGUUUAGAAGAUGAGGAAGCUGAAGUUUCACGAGAAAAAACUAUUGAAGAAGGUAAAUUUCUUGGAAUGGAAGAGAGAAGGAGGUCACCGAGAGAAUGAUGUUAUGCGUCGCUACCAUAUUACCAACAGAGAUGAUUACAAGAAGUAUAACAAAUUGUGCAAAAUGACGCAGAAGUUGGUCAACAUCUUGAAACAGAUGGACCCUAGGGAUCCUACUCGAAUUGAGAUGACUGAUGCCCUCCUUGAAAAGCUGUACAACAUGGGUGUAAUUCCAUCCAGAAAGAGUUUGGCUUUAUGUGACAAGCUAUCUGUUUCAUCCUUUUGCCGGCGGAGGCUUUCAACUAUCCUGGUUGUUUUGAAGUUUGCCGAACACCUGAAGGAAGCUGUAACUUAUAUAGAACAGGGGCAUAUUCGUGUCGGACCUGACACAGUUACAGACCCUGCAUUUUUGGUCACAAGAAAUAUGGAAGACUUUGUUACUUGGGUAGACACAUCGAAGGUCAGAAGAAAGGUAUUGGAAUACAAUGACAAGUUGGAUGACUAUGAUGAAAUGAAUUAGAAGCAGUUGCGAAGUACUCAUAAAACCUGAGAACUGAGGUUUAUGCGGUUUUGUUAGUCCACAGCAGAUAGCAAUAGGCUUUAUUUGGACAUGUAAUGACAAGUUGGAUUUCAACAAGUGUGGCUGAAUAUUUGUAAAAGGGUAUGCAGAGGAACUUUAUUUUAUUUUAUUUUUUCCUCAAAUGAGGACGCUACCGUCCUUAUAAUAUUAAUAUAUUUUGUCAUAUUCGCUCUUCCUAA
Molecule: messenger RNA, 978 nt
Organism: Oldenlandia corymbosa var. corymbosa
Lineage: Eukaryota; Viridiplantae; Streptophyta; Magnoliopsida; Gentianales; Rubiaceae
Source: the annotation of a GenBank genome assembly